AUGAGUUCUUUUGAGUUGGUCUCCUCAUUUGAGGUGGAAUAUGCGCCUGUGAAUGUGAAAAAAUGGAAGUCCAAUAGAACAGGUCUCGAGGUCUGCUUGAUCGGAAAGGAGUCACCUUCUGUGAGCGGAUGGUUCGCCCUGGCAACCGAGAUAUUUGACGAUAGUGGGUGUCCGCAUACCUUGGAGCAUCUGGUUUUUAUGGGAUCUAGGAAGUAUCCGUACAAGGGACUCUUGGACAUAUUGGGGAACUUGGCAUUCAGUACCACAAAUGCUUGGACAGCCACAGAUCAGACGGUUUACACCCUCAUGACAGCAGGUUGGGAAGGUUUCAAGAUGCUACUUCCAGCAUACUUGGACCACAUCUUACACCCCACGCUGACUGAUGAAGCCUGUUACACUGAGGUUUACCAUAUUGAUGGAAAGGGAAAAGAAAAGGGAGUUGUUUAUUCAGAAAUGCAGGGAAUUCAAUUUGAGCCUUCCUUCCUUGCGCUUUUGGAAAAACAAAGAACCCUCUACACGAAAUCAGCCUAUAGAUCGGAGACCGGGGGUCUUGUUGAGAAUCUGCGUACUCUAACGAGCGAUGAAAUACGAAAGUUCCACAAGCAGCAUUAUAGACCGGAUAAUUUAUGUCUCAUAAUAACUGGAAUGGUUGACGAAGAUGAACUUUUGAAUAUCUUGGACAAGUUCGACGCCGAAAUAACCCCAUUGCCAGUAACUCCGAAUAAGCGGCCCUUUGUUGACUCUGUCCAGGAUGGUCCAUUGCCAUCAUCAAUCACAAAAACGCUUUAUUUUGGAGACGAGGACGAAUCCAAGGGUGAUUUGACAUUGUCACUUAUUGGUCCGAACGGUGUCGAUUUGCUUGAAUGCUUAGCAGUUGAAACACUCUCCAAGUAUUUGACGCAAUCGUCUGUGUCUCUAUUCAGACAAGCCUUUGUCGAGGUCGAAAAUCCGCUAGCUACGCACGUCUCUACAUACAACGAUGAUUACAUUAAGACCGUUAUCAACAUCGAUUUCUCGAAUAUUUCAAUUGAAGACAUUGACGAGAUGCCUAAAAGAAUAACAGAAGUUCUUACAGCCCAUGGAACUGAGCUUGACAUUAAUAGAAUCAGAGAUGUGGUUGACCAAAGUAAGUGGGAUCUUAUCUAUGAAGCAGAGAACGACGACGAUAUAUUUGUAACGUCUGUCAUUUACCAGUUCAUCUAUGGAGAUAAAUCGAGCAACGAUUUACCAGGCUAUUUGAAGGAUCUCAAGGAUUACGAGAUUCUCAUGUCAUGGGAGCCUGACAAAUGGGAAACAAUGUACAAAAAAUACUUCGUCAAUAAUCCGUCAUUGUUCAUAAUAGCAAAGCCAUCCAAAGAGCUGUAUCGAUCCAACAGAAAGGCUAGUAAACAGCUUUUGAAAGACAGAAGAGCCAAGUUAGGUCCUGAAGGUUUGAAAGAGCUUGCUACCAAACUAGAGAGAGCUAUAGAAAAAAAUAAUACUCCAAUCCCUCAAGAAAUCUUCGAAUCUUUUGGCUACCCGGAUGUUGCCAAGAUCAAGUUUAUUCAGACGCACUCGAUUGCUGCUGGAAAAAACCAUGAUGCUGCCAACGAUAUGUCUUUGGCGAUGACCAGGAAAGUUCUAAACGAUACACCUAAGGAUUUCCCAUUAUAUUUGCAUUUUGAGAACAUCAAAUCAAAUUUUGUCACAGUCGAUCUGCUGUGCUCAUCAUUUGAAAUUGAUCAGGAGCUUUUGAGCUAUAUUCAUGUUUUUGGUAGUCUAUUUACACUACCCAUUGAGCAAGAUGGUACGCUUGUGCCCUAUUCGGAGGUGGUAAAGGAUGUUCAGAGAGACACUAUUUCAGCCACCGUCUCUACCUCGUUCGAUAACAAUUUCCAAGAGUUUAUUGACUUCAAAAUUGUUGCAAGAAACGAUAACUAUGGGAAGGUGAUUGAUUGGUAUACCAAGUUACUAUUCCAUACCAAAUUUACGCAAGACAGAGUAAGAGUCGCGGUUGAAAGAGCUUUGAAUGAUUUGCCAUCAAAAAAGCGAUCAGGAUACUCAAUGCUUAAUACUCUUAUGAAUAAGCAUAUCAGGACCGAAAGAUCUCUUGCCAGGGCUCAAAGAACGUACCUCGUGGAAGACUUCCUUAAAAAUGUGCUGAAAGAAGUUGAUAGCGAUUUUGAUUCGGUGGUUAAGAAUCUUGAGCAAUUCCGUCAGCAGCUUAUAAAGCAAAACAAUCUGCGUGUAUUGGUUGUCGCUGAUGUCAUGAAGCUGGAACAUCCUGUGGCCAGCUGGGAGAAAUUUGCUGCAAACUCUAAAUACACGUCAGAACCAUUAACUGACCUGCCAUAUACGUCAAAAGUUCUGACUGAUGUGGGAAAACUAGAAAAGUCUGGCAAGUGCUACAUCAUGUCAACGCCCGGAUCGUCUGCCAGCUACAUGGAUUUGAUGGCAAGUGUACCACCAGACGAAAGUGCUUCGGAGUCCGCGAAAAUCUUAUUGGCAGCGGAGGUGCUCCAGUGUGUUGAGGGUCCUUUUUGGAGGGGCAUUCGGGGAUCCGGUCUAGCUUAUGGUGCCAAUGUGUAUCGUAACGUUGAGUGGGGAACAGUCAUCUACGACAUUUAUCGCGGGGUUGACGUCGAGAAGUGUUUCGAAGUUGGCAAAGAAAUUGUUGAGUCCUAUGCAUCUGGCGUGCAACAGAUCCACGACAAAGAAUUGCACGGUGCCAUGUCUUCGGUGGUGAACUCUUUAGUUAAUGGCCAAACCAACUACAUCAGUGCAGCGUACAGAAAGUUCUUUGACCAAGUACUCAUGAAAAGGGGCCCUGAUUACAAUCAAAUGCUGGUCAAAAGUUUGUCACGAGUGACGGCGCAAGAUGUCGUCGAUGUGUUAAGGAAAUACUUCCUGCCGAUGUUCAAUCCAAAAUCGUCUGUAUGUUUCGUUUGUUGCAGUCCUUCGAAGGUGAAGAGCAUUGAAAAGUUUUUCAGCUCCAAAGGCUACGAUACUUCUGUGGAACACAUUGCUGCCGAUGAUGGAGAUGAGGAUUACGAAAGUGACGAAGAUGACGAUGGUGAUGACGAGGAUGAUGUUUACAGUGAUACCGACGAUGAUAGUGACGAGGGAGAGGAUGAAGACGAAACUGAUUCGGAAAGUGAUUAA
Molecule: messenger RNA, 3141 nt
Organism: Ogataea angusta
Lineage: Eukaryota; Fungi; Ascomycota; Pichiomycetes; Pichiales; Pichiaceae
Exons: 1
Coding region: 1-3141 (1046 amino acids)
Molecular function (GO): metal ion binding
Source: RefSeq, a predicted model, not a curated record